This is a messenger RNA of Rhipicephalus sanguineus (brown dog tick), 4111 nucleotides long. It is a transcript of the gene Orai, whose product is annotated as calcium release-activated calcium channel protein 1. Gene Ontology annotation, biological process: store-operated calcium entry. Bases 365 to 1084 code for a protein of 239 amino acids. The record is from RefSeq and is a predicted model, not a curated record. Gene Ontology annotation, cellular component: membrane. Lineage: Eukaryota; Metazoa; Arthropoda; Arachnida; Ixodida; Ixodidae. Gene Ontology annotation, molecular function: store-operated calcium channel activity. The transcript is spliced from 2 exons.
CCGCGUGCACUGAGCCAAGUGUAAGGAUAGGUGCACGCUAAUCGAUAAUUUCCUCGCAGGGGUCCCAGGGGGUCUCACAAUUAGUACGCUCGCGCUUAAAUUAUUACGUCAACCGUGCUCCUGGGGCAUGUCACAGGUAGAGGCGUGGCAGAUAAUCCUCGUCAUGUGAAACUACAUCUCUCAGUUUGUGCGGGUGUCACCACUGGUGUAAUAUUGCCUAUCUUGCGUACGAAGUAAACAACUGCGAUGCGGGUGCUGUAGUCGUGCGCCGUGUGUGAUUGCGUGUCGGCUGCUGAGCUCUGGCUUUCCGAGCUGGUGUAUUUUGUGUUUCCGCGCGUGUCUGUAACGCUUCUCUCUUGCCCCCAUGAAUAUCCCUCCCGGAGCAGAGAUUUUAUGGACUGACUCUAUCGGAGACCGCCCCAAUAUCGUACAGGAACUGGUCAUUCAGUCGUUGGUGAAGGAAAUGAGCAAGCCGGAGAACAACAUCAACGCUCUGUCCUGGCGGAGGCUACAUCUCAGCAGGGCAAAGCUCAAGGCUUCCAGCAGAACGUCAGCUCUUCUCUCUGGAUUCGCGAUGGUGGCUCUGGUAGAGAUCCAGCUGAGCAAGUCCAUCCCAAAAGAGCUGCUGGUUGCGUUCAGUGUGUGCACAACGCUGCUCGUCUCGGUGCACAUGCUGGCACUCAUGAUCUCGACCUGCAUCCUGCCCAACUUGGAGGCCGUGGCCAGCGUGCACGGCAUAGCCGCGGUCUCCGAGUCGCCCCACGAGAAGAUGCACCUCUACAUCGAGACGGCCUGGGCAUUCUCCACUGUCUUCGGCAUCUUGCUCUUCAUGGCAGAGAUCGCCAUUCUCUCCUGGGUCGUCUUCCACGACUACAGCCGGCAGGCAGCCCUUGCGGCCACCAUCAUCCUCAUACCCGUCGCCAUAGUGUUCGUCAUCUUUGCAGUGCACUUCUACCGACAGCUUGUUACCCACAAGUUUGAGCAGUCGGUGAUGAGCGUCAAAGAACUUGAGAACAUGGUCAGCCAACUUCAAGACGGGGGCGGGACCAGCGCCGACAAUGGAGCGUCGCUUCUCAGUGUUUGAGUUCGGCACUGCCUGACGGACGGUGUACACCCGUUUUGCUGCCACCGCAUGUGCAAGUGGUGUCGUACAGCGAAUGUAAUUUAUUGCUGCACUCGAUGCCAGUCACCGAUUGACAGGCUUGUAUUGUUUGCAACAAAAGCCUGUUCUAUAUGCUGCUUCUUGCGGCUAAUGUAAGGUACGAUGUGCUGAAUAUUAGUCAGCCACUUUGAAUAAGUGCAUUAAUGCCAGAACAUCUAGAAAGCCUUGGCGGCUAUCUAGUUCCUCUCUGCGCCAUGCUUGUACGUUUGUAGCUUGACAAGCAAGCAUAUAUUUUGCCAAGAACGAGAUCCAGAACAUUAAAGACAUAUGGCCAGUAUUACAUUGGGUAACCUUGCACAUGUAUUUACGUGCUGUUAUUGACUAAAAUGUAAGUUCAAAGCUGCAGCACGUCACAUUAUCAGUGACGGUGUCGCUUGCUCAGCCAACGAACUAUUGAGCCUGCAGUGGAAGCGGUGGUAUUGAGACUAAGCUUGCAUGAUGAGUGUUGCUUUUAAGUCUGCGACAUUAUCGCAAAAAUAUUUACCAGCAUUUGUCUGUAGCUUAAGCCUUUCUCUUGGGUAGAGCUGUCAAACUAAACAGUUGGUCAUCCCAACUUGCAUAUUUAAUUUCUUUCUUCAGGCACACUAUAUAUGCGCAUUUGUUUCCUAUUGCUUGAGAUUGUUUACACACACCAAGCAAGUUUGUUCAUUUCUUUUGCUGUUUUCGGAAUGACAAUGUUUGACGAGUCCUAUUAUUGUUAGGCGCUUCAGGUUGUUUGUAUGCAACAAGCAAGUUAACUUAUUUUUCCCUGUUUUUAGAAUGACGAUUGACUAGAUUUAAUAAGAGUUUUAGAGUUGCGGCAGUUCAUCUUUGGAGCCCUAAAGUGCUUUUCACACAGGAGGUACAAGAUUUAGAAUAGGGUUCAAUGUUAGCUCUGUGUGUUUUGCGCUUACAGCGCUAGAAAAGAAAGCUACGACAAUUAAUAAUGAAAAGUUUAUACAAUAAUUUGCCUUUGGUACACGUAUCCUUUAAAACUUUUAUUUAGAAGAUGUAGUGGUAAUGAAUUCACUGGUAGUCAGCAUCAUAUAUGAGAGUCUAAAUUAUGUACCUGCCGUCAUCAGCCAAAACAAUCGAACUUCAUCAUCUUGUCCUCUGAAAUUGACAUCCAAUCAUAAAAACAGUGGCUAUCUUUCCAUCAGUCGUUGUGCCUGGGAUGGGAGAAAAUGAUAGCCUAAACCAGCAUUUACUAAUAUCGUCAUCAGUUGCUUAGAAAUCGAGCCAGUUUUGUCCUAGGCGAGAGUUGUUGCUCCGACAGAUGCUGUCAUGUUCAUUGAAGCAAAGCUUUUAGCGCUAUAUUUGAGAAAUGGGGUGUUUGAUGCAAAGGUGAUGCUGCGUAAUUUGGGGGCAGAGUCGCAGGGGCUACCUGCUUGCGCCAUAGCGAUAACAUUAAUCCAUUAUUUGCUUUGCUGAUAGUGAUGACGUAUGGCGUGUGUUGGCACAGGGGCCAGAUAUGACCGAUGAGUACCAAGACUGCGGUAAUGAUUUUUUGAAGAAGACUUGAAUGGUGAUCUGUAGAUGUGAUGUGGCUGUACAGGGGUCUAAAAAUGGUCACCAUAAAGUGUGCCAAGUGUAUGUCUAUUAAAAUUGUGACUCAUUAGUGAAGUCUCCACUCCACUGAUUAACAAAGCUUCACCUUUUCAGGCCAUAUAAGAAAGUCUCACCACGCGAUAACUUCUCAGUUGUUCUGCUUAUGCAGUGCGAUACUGGGUAUGGGGGGUUGUGGGUAGGUGGCAUUAACAUGUGGAGCAUAAAGGGUGAGCACCUACAUUCACAAAGCGCCAAAAAUGGCAGGCACAACAGACAAGCUGUGCUCAUCCAAAAAUAUUCAUAAUAGGCAGUGGGAAAUUCUUAGCUGGACUAGGACUACAUUUUCUGUUUUUUAAAUUUGUGCAGAAUCACCCUCUUUUCACUGCCCAAAGAGCAUAAGGAACAAAAUUUUAAGCUAAGGAGUGCUUAAAUGCCUUCAGUGCCAAGGUUAUUCUUUCACUGUAACAAUUUCGACAAUGCUGUAGAGAUUUCACUCCAGCUGCCACUUAAAGGGACCGACAACAGGCCAGAAUGUGUUAUUAGAUCCUGGUGGAAAUAAAAAGACCACGAAUUAUAGUGACAGAAUCGAGCAUUCUUUCUUUAUCCGAGUAGUAAUUGUAUUUUGAAAGGGUGUUUAAAAGAUUAAAAAAACCUGUAUGUUGCGCAGCCUAGCAGAAGUGCCUUGAAGCUAAAUUAUGGAGUCGUUAACUUUGCUGUACGUAGUCUGAUGCUUUCAUGCGCACCACAUUUCGUGCUCAAAAUCAGAGUGUGUAUAUUAUUAGUCGUCCCUGCUCUAUUCUGUGCUGCUUACGAGGUAAAAAAAAGUUGCACGCUGAGAAGAGGCGCUGCCUUCGCGUCAAAUAGUGGAACAUGUCGAGCUGCAGCGCAUGCAUGCGGAGUGCACGCAUGCGCAGCGAACUGCCGCGCAGAAACACGAAGAGCUCUCGUGCUCACCUCCCACUGUUUGCAGUAUGUAUUGUGUAUAUACAACUUCAGAAUCGCUGCGAACCGGAAAUUUGGAUUAUAAAUGUUUUAUGGUGUUUUUGAUGUUACCAUUCCGUGAUUAGACACUCUGAUCGAUAAGCUUUCCAUUGCACUAAGGAAAAUGGGUACCAUAAACAUUGGUUUUUGGUCCCUUUAAGCUCUGCAGAGUGCUUGCAAACUCGCAUAGGAAAGAAUGAAGAAUUAGAAUUGUGCACCGAGGUUAUUGGCUGUGGCAACAGGCACGUAAAGUGAACAGCAGUUCGACAAGGUACUAAUUGCAUCGAGCAGUUCACGAGUAAUGAACUCAAUGUAGAUGCUCUCCGCCUAGCACAAGUGUUUCAGCUCUGUGCCAAUGCACGGAACAGAAAGUGUUCAUAUUGAAUCUCUCCUGAUGUGAAGAUCUGUUUUCUUCUUUUAUGUAAAGGAGUUUAAAAUGUA